Molecule: messenger RNA, 585 nt
Organism: Penaeus vannamei (Pacific white shrimp)
Lineage: Eukaryota; Metazoa; Arthropoda; Malacostraca; Decapoda; Penaeidae
Source: RefSeq, a predicted model, not a curated record
AUGGACGCUCCCUCUCUGUUGCAGGCGGUGGCGCCAGUCGUGUGUCCCGUCUGUGGCAAGAGCGUGAGUGGCAUUAAUGGCAAGCAAAAACUCAGGUACCAUAUGCUGACCCACACUGGUGAGAGACUUUUCCAAUGUCCACACUGCCUCACCGUGCUAGCCUCAAGUUCAACCUCAAUCGCCACAUUCGAACGGUGCACAGAGACUUGCAGAGUUCUCAGGCGAUGCAGCUGGAGAACUGGAAUGCAAGGAAUAUCCAGACGUCCAAUACAGAGACUUGGAAUCAUUGAUUAUUUAAAACACAAGUGUCAGUUUCAUAGCAGAAUAACUGGAACCUUAGUGGUAGAGGGCUUCAGAUGGUGUCAUUCUUUACAGGGCGGGGGUCGCAGCGGGAAGCUUGGUGGGGGUGAGGCCGAGGCGCUGGCCUGCUCUGUGUGUGGCAAGCUCAUCACAGGUCGCAACCGUCGACAGCGUCUCCAGUACCACCUGUCGACUCAUUCAGGAGAGCGCCCCACCACUGCCCUUUCUGCCCCUACCGUGCACAUCACAAGUUUACUUUGGAUCGGCAUGUUCGCCAGUCCAUAG